CCGGGAAGCAUGAGCCGGAGAUGGACCGGCCUACUGAUGACCGUGGCGGUACUGCUCGUUGCACUGUUCGUGACGGUAACAGUCGCCCGGCGGCAUCACUUGGAAGUUCGGGAUGAUUUUCGACGGUACAUUUUGCUCAGCACGUUCGGAUUUUAUGCUGGAGGUGUGCUGGAUGUACGGGUGUCACACUUUCGCGUCGAUCCUGGCACAGAAGAGAAUAUGUUUGGUCUUUCGCUCGAUAAAACAAUGUCCGACUCGAUGAAUCCCUAUCUAGAUUCGCAUCAGGACAAGUGCAUCCUUACCGAGCCAAUUGCGGUACAAAGCAAUGGACCGAUUGUGUUCUUCAAGAUGGAUCUCAAACAGAAUGUAGUGCACGUUAGUUGCUCGAAAGACUGGCAGAAUAUUCACCUGUACAAAGAUCGCAGUGGUGUGCCGGCGCUGCGCUCCAAGCGACAGUCGUUUGCACGAGCGAGCGAUUCCAAGAUGGUGUACAUGCAGCGCCGUCGUCGAUCCGCGUUUCACGUACCGGAGUCGAACGACUAUGCACCAGCAGCAGUGGCAGUAGGCGGGGGGGAUGCGGCAACUGUCUGCAGCAAGCUUACACUGCCGCUGGAAGUGAAAGCAGACGAUAUGUUCAAAUACUACAGCUUUAAUUUUGCCAUAUACGUUGCUACCAAGCAGGAGGAAGGACUGUACAACCUGUACUUCCACAGCUGCCCAAACUACUCACCAAGCAGUCUGUACGAGCUAAACUUUAACGUCGACAUUGAGGAGAAAAACAGUGGCAACUAUCUGUCGGCCGGCGAGAUGCCACUGCCAGCACUCUACUUCAUGAUGUCGGUACUGUUUUUCCUUUCCGGGCUGUUUUGGGUGUUUAUACUGCGCAAAAGUAAGCACCCACUGUUCAAGAUACACUACCUAAUGGGUGUGCUGGUGUUCCUCAAGUCGCUGUCGCUGAUGUUCCACGCGAUCAACUACCAUUUCAUUGAGGUGCAGGGUGAACAUGUUGAAGCUUGGGCUAUUCUGUACUACAUCACGCAUCUCCUCAAAGGAGCGGUGUUGAUCAUCACGAUAGUUCUCAUCGGUACCGGAUGGACGUUCAUCAAGCACAUACUGGCGGACAAGGAUAAGAAACUGUUUAUGAUCGUCAUACCGCUACAGGUGCUUGCCAACGUGGCGGAGAUUAUUAUCGCGGAGAGUGAUGAAGGCGAUAAAGAGUACAGCACCUGGCGGGACAUAUUCAUGCUAGUGGAUUUGUUGUGCUGCGGUGCAAUUCUGUUCCCGGUCGUGUGGUCCAUCCGGCAUCUGCAGGAAGCUGCAGGUACGGAUGGUAAGGCGGCGAUCAAUUUGCGCAAGCUGAAACUGUUCCGCCAGUUUUACAUCAUGAUCGUGUGCUACAUUUACUUCACGCGCAUCAUUGUAAUCCUGCUGAAGAUUACGGUCGCGUUCCAGUACGCCUGGCUGGAUGAAAUGUUCAAGGAGAUGGCCACUUACGUGUUCUUCGUGCUGACCGGUUACAAAUUCCGACCGGUUUCGCAGCAUCCAUACUUUUCCGUGCAUGGUGACGAUCUUGACGACGAUGACGAUGAUGGGGAGGUAGAAAUUCUGACACAGUCCGGCUUGACUGAUGGCAUCAGCAAGAUCACCAACCGAUCCCAACCCUCGUCAAAUGCUGCGUCCGGCGCAACGCUGGUAGAAUCGCACGAGGAGGAGCGAGAGAAUUUAAUUAGCAAGCGAGAAUCGUCCCACGAGUAUGAUUAAGCUUCUCUUUCGGUACAGGAAUCAAGAGAGAGGGA
Molecule: messenger RNA, 1796 nt
Organism: Anopheles maculipalpis
Lineage: Eukaryota; Metazoa; Arthropoda; Insecta; Diptera; Culicidae
Product: protein GPR107
Exons: 10
Coding region: 10-1761 (583 amino acids)
Biological process (GO): transport
Cellular component (GO): membrane; Golgi apparatus
Source: RefSeq, a predicted model, not a curated record